Molecule: messenger RNA, 3566 nt
Organism: Polyodon spathula (Mississippi paddlefish)
Lineage: Eukaryota; Metazoa; Chordata; Actinopteri; Acipenseriformes; Polyodontidae
Gene: stra6l
Product: STRA6-like
Exons: 19
Coding region: 271-2205 (644 amino acids)
Biological process (GO): vitamin A import into cell
Cellular component (GO): plasma membrane
Molecular function (GO): signaling receptor activity; retinol transmembrane transporter activity
Source: RefSeq, a predicted model, not a curated record
UGUGGGAGAAACAUAACACAUUCUUUGGAAAGUUUCAUGCAUUGUUAGCAAGUGAAGGGGCUGUCGAUUUUCUUUACCUUUCCAUGCUCAGACUAAGAUGUUGGAGACAAAGCAAACUGGGCCCACCAUGCAGCUACCUUAAGAGCUACAGCAUCAGAGGGCCACGCAGUUCAGGGCUGCUUCCAGGAAGGCCCACAGGAACCCGGCCAGUCUACAGGGGUCACUAGUGCACGGUCCUUUCAAAAUGAGACCUGCGAUAGUGGCAUUGAUAUGGGCCUCUUCCUACACUUUUCCCUUAUCCCUGCACUUUUCAUCGUUGUCGUGCUGUGUUUUCUUCAGAGGAGAGUAAACAAAAUGGAAAUAGAUGAAAAAAUCGCCUUUCUGAAGGGACGCUUUGGAAUAAUUGUGCCCUUAGAUUUUAUUGGCAGUCUCAGUAACCGAUGGUCCUAUGGUUUUGCAUUUGGGGCAGUGGCUUCAAAUGUCCUGAUACUUUUCUCUGAAAAGUAUGUGCCAUUUAACGUUCCAUCAUGGGCCAAAGCUAUAGUUUCCCUGGUGGGUGCUCUGGAAGUGGGCAUUGCUUACUAUCCAAUUUUUAUCUGCCUGUCAACAGACUUCAAAGCUGUCGGAGGAGUGUGUGGAAUUCUGUACACACUAAUGCUGAUUUGUGUUUUACUUUGGAACAUAAUAAAAUGUCCCAGUAGCUCUGUUAUUGGCUAUCACCAGGAAAUGGCUGUCAACUGGCCCUCUCUGAUAUGCCUACUGUUCCUGCUAGCGAAAUUUAUUCACAAGCUGGUAAAGGCUAUCCGGGUCAAUCUGAGAUUUGAUAUGGAAGAAGAACAAGAGCAUAUUCUUCAAACCCACCAGGCUAGGCAUGUCCAGAGCUUGUUAAGGAGGCGAAAGUUGGAGAAGAAUUGGUUCCAAAGGAAGAUAUAUGACUGGGACCCUAAUUUCAAGUUCCCUAACAGAAUGAUUGGCACAUCUAUAAUUUCCUUAAUUUGCCUCUACAUUUUCACGCUUGCCGAAUACAGUGUCAGCGCUAUAGCAUUUAAAGAACUGGAUUUAUUUAAAGAGGCUCUGAAGGUGGUGGGUGAAUCUAGUAAUGAGACGGACAAUAUUUUGACAAAAUCAAUCCCUCAAAUUGAAGAAUUUAACAAGGUUGCCAAAGGUACCUGGUUUGUUACAACGUUUCUUGCAUGUGCGACCUCUGUAACCUACAUUUUUCAUAUCUUAGCAUGCUAUAGGAAACAUUUAAUGAGGCUGUGGGCUGGACAGAAAGGGUUUCUGCCACAGAAGUUUCAUAACCCCAGCCCUGCUGCAAGUGUGGCUGCCAUAGCAAGAUAUUCAGGUUGGCAGAUAGCUUACACUCUCUGGGGUUACCUCAUCCUUCACUUUGGCAUGUUCAUUUUUGGACUGGGCAUUGCAUAUGGAUGCAUUCUUCCGAUUCAAAAAGGACAUGGAUUGCAACUGUUAAAGGUGUUUGGAAUAAGCUUCCUAACCUUUGCCCUGAUAAUAGGAUUAGUGAUCAUUCAGAUUGUGAUUGCUCAAAUUUUCUUCCUUCAAGACAAGAUAUCACCCGAAGAUAAAGGGAAGCCAUUGGCCCUGAAUAACAAGAAAGCAUUCCAGAACUUCAGCUACUUUCUUUUAUUCUACAAUGCCAUCAUGGGUCUGGGUAACUGUAUUUUCCGGCUAAUAUGUAGCUUUGUUGUGGGAACAUGGCUGAUUUCUCGAAUAGACAGGACGAUAAUGCAGAGAGGAUAUGAAAGAGCAGAUCCAGGAUAUGGCACAUGGAUCAGCAUGAUAUUUUUUGACCAUUACCACAAUAACCCUGUCAUACUUUGCUUUUGCCACCUUCUACUGGCUGAAAAGACUAUAAUGCAAAGGAAGAAUUUGUCAUUGUACUGCCAGUUUAGCAACACUUCAGAACCAGCAGUGAACAGCAAAGCCCGCUCCAGGUGGCUUUUGCUUUACACCCUCUUUAACAACCCCUGUUUGAUUCUCCUUCGGAAGAGAAAGACUGCUUCCAACAGCCCGUCGUGCAGGAGGAGCUUGGACAGAAUGACAUUAACCUAUGGACUGGCCUCACGAUACAGGGGCAUGGUAAAGAAACCAGCAGAGAGCUCACCGGUCAACGGCAGUGUCUGUGUAUUUCUACCCCAGGGACUCUGUGAAUCUAAAGCUGUCCCAACAAGACGGGGAUCCUUGUAAUACAUCAGUGCUGUGCUGUCGAUUGCUUGAACAGAGCUAUAAAGAGCUUUAUAUACGGACAGUUGUGACCUUAUCGCAUAUUAGAAAUCACUGUGCUGCCUCACAGACCUUCAAAGAAUGGUAGUACCCAUGUUAUUUACUGUUACAGUUACCUAACAAUAAAAUCUAAUGACCAACUGCAGUACCUGCAAAUAUGAAUGCCUUUCAAUCUGAAGAUACUGUACCACCAAAGAAAAUCUGAAAAGUAGUAAGUAGACAUUUGUAAAAGUUUGUAAUCGCAGCAUGGAGCUCAAUUUUUUCUAUGACUGAAACUCAUGCUUUAACUUUUGGAAAAUCGCUGUCCAUACAGCAGUGCUUCCCAAAACAAGAACACUUUCAGAAAUGCAAAAUAACGUAUAGGUGUGAGGGGCUGGGGUUAUAAAAGGCACUGCGACGCCCUGUUGUGGUGGUUCAAGCUGUGUUGCAAGGUCAGCGGUUUUUCUGCUGAAUUGGGCUACUUCAAAAACACAGCCACGGGAACUGUUGAGCAGUCGCAGGAUGAUAAUGUAUUUAGAUUAGUGGUAUAACUUUAAAAGAUUGAAUUGUUUUCAUAUUUGCAAUAUUGUUUGGGAUACAAUACCAGCAUUAGUAUUUCAAUAAAGGGAUCACGCUUUAAUUCGGUUGCUGGUCCGUCCGUCUGGUAUAAAUGUUGAUUUGUUCCUUCAGAGCUUCCAUACGAAUUUGUUGACAGUGACGUGUAGAUGAGCUGUAAUGGGGCUUGUAGUUUUUGUCAAAAUUAUACUAGGUACUGUAUCUUUUCUUACAAAAGUUUUUGAUUGUUUUUUGCAUAAGCCUAUGUGUUAAUAAUAAGCUUCCUUUCAGUUAAAACAAAUAAUUGGGUUAUUUUUGAAGUAUUUUUUGUGACUUUGGACUAUAAACUCUGCAGAAAUCUAGCAACCCUGGGUGGUUGUGUCAUGGUUGGCAUGGUUCCAGACCUACAAUUUGCAUAAUAUAGAAUUACAUAUGCAUCAAGGGCUAAAGCGCACAGAGACAUUGCCCCUGUAAAUCAUGUCUUAAUUGCAUGUUUAUGCCAUUGCAUGGGUGUUUUACAAAUCCCAUCCAAUAAUUGUCUCUCCGACUCGCUGCUCCAGAGUUUCUCGUUUACCCUUUUUAGGUCAGAAUUAAGCCGGGAAGUCACGCUCCCCUGUACUACCUGCAUGAGCCCGAGAGGAUACAAAACAGUGCCUUUUUAUUCAGUCAUACACCCCGUAUAGUCCCACCCCCAAGCCAAUGACAGAACAUCAGCCACUCCACAAAUCUGGCCUGUAUGGUAGGGUUGCAAGAAGGAAGCCAUUACCCAAGAAAGCCCAACUUGAAUCCCG